CAAUCGCGCGUAGAGGGGAUGAGCCUUGCGCGAGUGCAGAGAAAAUUUGGGUGUGUGCAUUUGAUAGAGCGAAGUAUUUUUUAUGUUAAGUGAGAUAUGAUUUGUUGAGGACUAUUUUAAAGCAAAGACACUCACACGGCGACAGCAUGGCUACACUAUCGUUGCGUAUCAGCAUUGUGGAGAAGAAUGUGACAAAGACAAUGCAGUUUGAUCCCACGACGUCGGUGUAUGACGCGUGCAGGAUCAUACGAGAGAGGAUUUCAGAAGCCAAUCAGGGCCAGCCGAAGGACUACGGAUUGUUUCUGGCCGAUGAGGACGUGAAGAAGGGCGUGUGGCUUGAACCGAUACGAAACCUCGAGUACUACAUCCUCAGAAAUGGGGACUUACUGGAAUACCGCAAGAAACUGAGAACGCUACGAGUCAGGAUGCUGGACGGAACACUGAAGACGCUGCUAGUGGAUGACAGUCAGCCAGUAGCUAACCUGAUGGUUGUUAUUUGCACUAAGAUAGGUAUCACAAACCAUGAUGAGUACAGUCUUGUGCGUGAGAAUCAAGAGGAGGAGUUAGAAAACAAACCAAAUUUUGGCACACUGACACUGAAACGAAAGAAGGAGGAGAAGGAGCGUGAUGCCAAGAUGGAUCAGUUGCGAAAGAAGCUGAAAACAGAUGAUGAGGUGAACUGGAUAGACCCGUCGAAGACUCUGCGUGAACAAGGUAUUGAUGAAAGCGAAACAGUUUUGUUGAGGCGCAAGUUCUUCUUCUCGGACCAGAACAUUGACUCUCGGGACCCUGUGCAGUUGAACUUGCUGUAUGUGCAGGCACGCGAUGCCAUACUGGACGGCACGCACCCCGUCACGCAGGACAAGACGUGCGAGUUUGCUGGCAUCCAGUGCCACAUCCAGUUCGGAGACUACAAUGAGAGCAAACAUCGACCGGGGUUCCUCGACCUCAAGGAGUUCCUGCCGCAGUCAUAUGCCAAGGUUAAGGGCAUCGAGAAGAAGGUGUUCGCCGAACAUAAGAAGCAUGUCGGGCUGUCUGAGCUUGAUGCCAAGGUGUUGUACACCAAAACAGCUCGGUCUCUCAAGACGUACGGUGUCACAUUCUUCCUUGUCAAGGAGAAGAUGAAGGGUAAGAACAAGCUGGUCCCAAGACUGCUGGGUGUGACGAAGGAUUCUGUCCUGCGUCUAGAUGAGAAGACAAAAGAAAUUCUGAAGACGUGGCCACUCACGACGGUGCGACGCUGGGGUGCAUCCCCCAACACAUUCACAUUAGAUUUUGGAGACUAUUCAGACCAGUAUUACUCCGUGCAGACGACCGAGGCCGAGCAGAUACUUCAGCUCAUUGCUGGCUACAUCGACAUCAUACUGAAGAAGAAGAAGUCGAAGGACCAUUUUGGUAUCGAGGGUGAUGAGGGCUCAACCAUGGUGGAGGACAGCGUCUCCCCUCUCAAGGCUACCAUAUUGCAACAUGAGACGAGCAAGAUUGGCAGGGUGAACACAGAGUCGCUGGCGAAGCCUGCCAUCAUGCGUGCAGGUGCAGAUGGAGCCCGACCGUAUGGCACAGGCCACAUGGCAGGUGCCCAGUACACGACUGUCAGUGGGCAGGUAAAUCUUGCCCAUGCCCCGCCCAUGGUGCAACAGUCAAGAAUAACAAGUGUUCUCUCAGAGCCACAGAGGGCUCUUCUGAGCACUAUUAGUGCUGGCCAUGAUGUUAUAGUCACGGUAGAGAAGGAGUUGGAAACAAAGGCUCAGAUACCAGAGCUUGGCUCAGAUCCCGCAUCACUGAAAUGGAAGGAGACGACGCUCGACACGAACAAGCAGAAUGUGAGCUCCCAGAUUGCAGCAAUGAAUGCCGCCACUGCACAGGUUGUCACCCUGACAUCAGGCUCAGCAGAUGAGGUGGACCAUACUGCAGUAGGUGCUGCCAUCACAACCAUCACUAGCAACUUGCCAGAAAUGACGAGGGGCGUGCGAAUGAUUGCCGCGUUGAUGGAAGACGAGAGCUCUGGGGACAAGUUGCUUGAUGCUGCUCGCAAACUUUGCACAGCUUUCAGUGACCUUCUGAAGGCUGCCGAACCUGAAACCAAAGAGCCUCGCCAGAACCUCCUUAAUGCUGCGAGUCGUGUGGGCGAAGCCUCCCACCAAGUUCUUUCAACCAUCGGCCAUGAGGACGAGUCAAGUCGUGAGCUACAGGAUAUCCUACUGGGACUUGCCAAGGUCGUUGCUAACACGACAGCUGCUCUUGUACUGAAAGCCAAGAACAUUGCUGCGACCUGUGAUGACCAGGCCACGCAGAACAAGGUCAUCGGAGCUGCCACCCAAUGUGCCCUUGCCACUUCACAGCUUGUUGCUUGUGCCAAGGUUGUCGCACCAACUCUGCAUAGCCCGGCGUGUCAGGAGCAGCUGAUGGCUGCAGUACGCGAGGUGGCACGUGCCGUUGAGGGGCUCAUCACUAUCUGCAACGAGAGCUGUACAGAUGAACACUUGCUGCGUGAACUGAGCCAGGCUGCGUCAGAGGUUACUCGGACACUCAACGACUUGCUGAACCACAUUAAGUUGGGGACACGAGAGAAGGCACGUGAGAGCGUACAAGAGGGUGCUGUAGAGACGAUAUUAGUUGCCACUGACCGACUGUUUGCUUCUACUGGAGAUGCGGCCGAGAUGGUGCGCCAAGCCAGAGUGCUGGGACAAGCCACUGCUCAGCUCAUACAGGCGAUAAAGGGAGAGGCAGAAAAGCAGCCUGACUCCGAGAUACAGCGCCGUCUUCUAGCCGCAGCAAAGACCCUAGCUGAUGCUACGGCUCGCAUGGUGGAAGCGGCGCGUCUCUGUGCGUCAAGCCCGCAUGAUGCUCAGCGCCAGAACCAAUUAUGUGAAGCAGUCGAAGAACUACGCGCUGCUACGACCGCAGCGGCCACUCCAGCACUGCGGAGGAAACUGAUCACAAGACUCGAGGCAGCAGCCAAGAACGCAGCCAGUACAGCAACGCAAUGUAUUGCAGCGGCUCAGGGGGCGGCACAUCAUAAUACUAACAAGUCCUCACAGGAGGAGCUAAUGGGUGACUGCAAGACCAUGGCAGAUAACAUCCCAAGGCUCGUGGAAGGCGUCAAGGGUACGCUUUCCAACCCCGAGAACCCAGCAACUCAGCUGAACCUCAUCAAUGCUUCUGAGCAGUUCUUACAGCCUGGUGCCAGAGUGGUUCAGUCAGCUCGUGCAGUGUUACCAACUGUCUCAGACCAGUCAUCUGCACUCCAGUUGAAUACAAGUUCGCAGCAGUUGGGGGCAGCACUUGAUGACUUGCGUACUGCCCUUAACCGUGCGCGUGGAGUUUGCACUGGUUUGGAACUUGACUCGGCUUCUGAACUGAUCCGCAGCCUGCAAGUUGAACUAGAAGCUUUCCAGAGGUCUGCUGAGAGGGCAGAGCUCAGGCCUUUACCAGGAGAAACGGCCGAGUCAGCUGCUUUGCAGCUGGGUAGCACGUCUAAGAACGUGGGCUUUGCAAUGGCUCAGCUGUUGAGUGCUGCAGCACAGGGCAAUGAGAACUACACAGGUAUCGCUGCAAGGAACACGUCGUCUGCUCUCCGAGACCUUACCAUAUCAGUGCGAGGUGUGGCUGCGACAACAAAGAACCGUGAUACACAGACAAAGAUUAUCUCCAGCGCAGAUGAUGUCAUGGAGCGGUCACUCCGCCUCAUUGAGGAGGCAAGGCAAGCACUUCAGAAUCCUGAGGGACAGAGCAAUGCACAGAACCUUGCACAGGUUGCCAAAGAUGUGUCUCAGGCUCUGAAUAAGUGUGUGGGCUGUCUCCCAGGACAAAUGGAUGUAGAUGAGGCAAUUCACACCAUUACAGACGCAUCACAGAUCCUUGACCUAGGGGAGUUCCCUCACAGCAACAAGUCAUAUGGACAACUGCAGCAGGAGCUCAAUUCUGCGGCUGCAAACCUUAACGACGCGUCGGCAGAUGUCGUGUCAUCCGUAUGCAGCCCGACGCAGCUGGCUACGUCAUCGCGCACGUUUGGCACAGCUUUUGGAGAUUUGCUGGGCGUGAGCAUGGAAAUGGCUGGACAAACGAGGGAUAAGGAAGUACAGGGACAAAUGGUUGUGUCCUUGAAGAAUGUUUCCUUGGUAUCCUCGAAGCUGCUAGUGACCGCAAAGUCUGUGGCUGCUAAUCCAUCAGCACCAAAUGCCAAGAACCAGCUUGCUGCAGCAGCCAGGAUGGUGACUGAAAGUAUCAACUACCUGAUUGACGUCUGCACGUCAGCUGCCCCAGGACAGAAGGAGUGUGACAACGCAAUACGCAAGAUCCAGUCCAUGAGACCCCUGCUAGAGAACCCCACAGAGCCACAUAAUGACUCCUCGUACUUUGAGUGUCUGGACACUGUUAUGGAGAAAUCAAAGAGUCUGGGGGAUGGCAUGACAGGCAUUGCGAAUCAUGCCAAGAAGUCGGAACAUGAGCAGUUUGGUGAGGCAGUGAAGGAUGUUUCAAAUUCAAUCUGUGGCCUGGUUGAAGCUGCGGCACAGGCUGCCUAUUUGGUAGGAGUGUCAGAACCGUCCAGUGUUGCUGGGCGUCCAGGACUUGUGGACCAGGCGCAGUUCGCACGUGCUGCCCAAUCCAUCCAGACAGCCUGCCAACACCUGACCAACCCAACAACCAAUCAGCAACAGGUGCUGUCAGCUGCAACGGUGAUUGCCAAGCAUACAAGUUCACUUUGCAAUGCGUGCCGUAUGGCAUCUUCUAAGACAACAAAUCCUGUUGCAAAGCGACAUUUUGUCCAGUCUGCCAAAGAUGUGGCCAAUUCAACUGCAAACCUUGUGAAAGAGAUUAAGGCCCUGGAUCAGGAUUAUAGCGAGCACAACCGUGAAAGCUGUGCUGCCGCAACAAAACCGUUGUUGGAUGCAGUGGACAGCCUGUGCACAUUUGCAGGUUCACCAGAGUUUUCCAGUCAACCUGCCAAAAUCAGCGUAGGUGCACGUGCUGCUCAGGAACCGAUCCUAUCAUCUGGUCGUGCCAUAAUAGAUGGUUCCUGCUCCAUGGUUCGCGCUGCCAAAUCAUUGGCUGUCAGUCCUAGGGACCCUCCCACUUGGCAACUCUUAGCCAAUCACAGCAAGAGUGUAUCUGACUCAAUUAAGAAGCUUGUUACAUCAAUCAGGGACAAGGCCCCAGGACAGAAGGAAUGUGAUGACGCCAUAGAAAAGCUUAGUGCCCGUAUCCGGGAUCUGGACCAGACGUCGCUGGCAGCCGUGUCUCAGAGUCUGCCUCAACGACGUGACAACACACUCCAGGGGUUCACUGACCAAAUGGAAAGCUCAGCGAAUGAAAUUGCAGAGAAGCUGGAGCCUGUUCGAUCUGCCGCCAAAUACGAGGCUGAGAACAUCGGUCAUGCCGUGAACCAAAUGGUACUGUAUUUUGAACCACUGGUGGCUGGUGCAAUUGGUGCUGCCUCCAACAUGGUGCACUCGAAGCAGCAGAUGGUGCUACUCGACCAGACAAAGACAGUGGCCGAAUGUGCCUUGCAGUUGAUGUAUGCAACCAAGGAAGGAGGAGGCAAUCCCAAGGCAGUAAACAUCCAUCCUGAUAUUGACGAGUCUGUGGAUGCGACACGGGACUCGCUCCAGGAUAUGGGCAAGACGCUGGAACACCUCGCAACACAAGCCGGUGUGGUGACGGGCAUUAUGGACUCCAUCACUCGUGCGAUGACACGUGUCACUGAGAGCAGUCACCGUCACUCUACGUACUCUGAGACCGGCGAGUUUAGCUUUGUGGAUUACCAGACGCGGAUGGUUACUGCGGCCAAAGAGGUGGCCAGGAUUGCGCAGGAAAUGGUAGCGAAAUCUGCAACUGAUGUGGCACGUCUUGGAGCCCUUGGUGCUGAUCUGUCUCGCCAAUAUGGACAGCUGGCUGCAGAUGCCACUGGCGCAGCUGCGGCUACUUCCAACGCGGAUGUGUCAUCGCGCAUACGUUCAGGUGUUCAGGAGCUGGGUCGUGCGUGUCUGGAGUUGGUGAAGGCAGGUGGUGCCUGUCAGAUGGCGCCACAAGGUGAUACAUUUGCGCAGAGAGAUGUUGCUGACGGUGCGCGACACGUCUCAGAGAAGGUUUCGCAGGUGCUGGCAGCCCUUCAGGCUGGCUCUCGGGGCACGCAGGCUUGUAUCAACGCAGCAAGCACCGUAUCAGGUAUAAUUGGCGAUCUUGAUACAACCAUCAUGUUCGCUACUGCCGGCACACUGCACGCGGAGAACGAAGACGAGUCAUUUGCUGACCAUCGAGAAAACAUCCUGAAGACAGCCAAGGCCUUGGUGGAGGACACGAAGACACUGGUUGCAGGGGCGGCAUCCUCACAGGAGCAACUAGCUGUUGCCGCGCAGAAUGCCGUGUCAACCAUCGUGCAACUGGCCGAGGUUGUCAAGUUCGGAGCUGCAUCCCUAGGCUCAAAUAACCCUGAAGCUCAGGUGAUGCUGAUCAACGCUGUAAAGGACGUGGCGUCCGCUCUGGGAGAUCUGAUUCAGGCAACAAAAGCUGCUUCUGGCAAGAGUAUCAACGAUCCGUCCAUGAACCACCUCAAAGACUCUGCCAAGGUGAUGGUAACCAACGUGACUUCCCUGCUCAAGACCGUCAAAGCCGUGGAAGAUGAACACACACGUGGGACACGUGCUCUCGAGUCUACCAUUGAGGCCAUCGCGCAAGAGAUUCGAGCACUGCAUUCUCCAGAGCAUCAGAAGAGUCGUGCUACACCAGAGGAACUGGUUCGUUGCACCAAGUCGAUCACUGUAGCCACUGCGAAGGCAGUCGCAGCUGGCAAUAGCUGCAAGCAGGAUGACAUAAUUGUCGCUGCUAACGUGGGGCGGAAGGCAAUAUCCGACAUGCUUACAAUAUGCAAGGGAACAGCCAAUUCAGCAGACAGCGAGGAGUUGCGCAAACGAACGCUACAGGCUGGACACGAUGUGGCUGUUCAGUACCGUGAACUGCUUCAGACCGUCUUGCACAUUCAGAGCCGUCCAGGCGGUGCUGCAGAUGCCAAGCAAAGUCUGCCGCCCAUCUCACGCCGCAUAGCUCAGUGUGUCACGGAAUUGGUGACAUCUGCUGAGUUGCUAAAAGGAACAGACUGGGUGGACCCGGAUGACCCAACUGUUAUUGCAGAAAAUGAAUUGCUGGGUGCUGCGGCUUCUAUUGAUGCCGCUGCAAAGAAGUUGGCAAGCCUGCGCCCAAGGAGAUCUAUUCAGGAGGCUGAUGAGAGCCUCAAUUUUGACGAGAUGAUCUUGGAGGCUGCCAAAUCCAUCGCCGCUGCAAAUUCUGCACUUGUAAAGGCUGCAUCUGCCGCACAGCGAGAACUCAUUGACCAGGGCAAGGUAAGCAGACGCCCCCUGACCAGUUCUGAUGACGGACAGUGGUCAGAAGGCCUAAUCUCAGCAGCACGUCUGGUAGCAGCUGCAACACACAGCCUGGUGGAAUCUGCUAACUCACUGGUACAGGGGAUGGCAUCAGAGGAGAAGCUCAUCUCCAGUGCAAAGCAGGUUGCAUCUUCCACUGCACAAUUGCUUGUAGCGUGCAAGGUGAAGGCCGACCCUGAUGCAGACAGCACUAAGCGUCUACAGGCUGCCGGCAAUGCCGUGAAGCGCGCCACUGACAAUUUGGUGAGAGCGGCGCAGCAGGCGAUCCAGCAAGAGGAAGAACGUAGUUUGGUGUUUAUGGUCGGGGGCAUCGCACAAGAGAUCAAUGCACGCACCGAAGUUCUGCGCAUUGAACGUCAGCUGGAGGAGGCGCGUGGGCGACUCACUGCGAUCCGACAGGCCAAGUACAAGAAGGGCGGUGAUACCAGCGCGUCAGAUACGGAGCCAGACGGAUAUGGCAGUGGAUAUGAGUCAUUUACCACAAGGUAUGAGACAAAAUCAUAUGAUAACAGCCUGACCCCAAAACAUUCUGCCAAUACAUCACUGGUGUACACUUCCAACAUGAGCCCGAACGGCAAUGUGCAGGGUCUCUCGUCACCAGAGAAAUUGCUGUCUAGCAUCACGAAAGUGGAACACGCGUACAACAAUAUACAAGGGAUGCUGGACGAGGCUGGUGACGGUACUAGAAAGAUGUCUCCGAAUAUCAAGCCAGUCGCUAGGAAGGUUUUGACACAAGAAGUGCCCCCCAGCACUGGCCAGACGUACUCGACUGUCACGACAAACAACUACUCCGAGUCGGUCAACAAUUUUGCCUCUUCUGGCGGUGACGAGAGCACAACCCUGGAACAACGCAUGCUGAAACAACACACCUCGCAACGCACCACGGAGAAACGCACCGUUACCAUGACGACACGUCGGGGGCAUCGCACAAGAGAUCAAUGCACGCACCGAAGUUCUGCGCAUUGAACGUCAGCUGGAGGAGGCGCGUGGGCGACUCACUGCGAUCCGACAGGCCAAGUACAAGAAGGGCGGUGAUACCAGCGCGUCAGAUACGGAGCCAGACGGAUAUGGCAGUGGA
Zootermopsis nevadensis is the source of this 8460-nucleotide messenger RNA. Lineage: Eukaryota; Metazoa; Arthropoda; Insecta; Blattodea; Termopsidae. The record is from RefSeq and is a predicted model, not a curated record.